Messenger RNA from Aspergillus heteromorphus CBS 117.55, 3923 nucleotides. Its product is annotated as putative ATP-dependent permease ADP1. Gene Ontology annotation, molecular function: ATP hydrolysis activity; ABC-type transporter activity; ATP binding. The transcript has 3 exons. The record is from RefSeq and is a predicted model, not a curated record. Bases 271 to 3552 code for a protein of 1093 amino acids. Lineage: Eukaryota; Fungi; Ascomycota; Eurotiomycetes; Eurotiales; Aspergillaceae. Gene Ontology annotation, cellular component: membrane.
CACUCUUACCGCUCAUUUCCCUGUCCUUUGCGUUGGCUUCUCGCCCUGCAAUUACAUCCCAGUCUCCUCCGUAUACCCUCCUUUGCAGUGGAUGAGGAGAGUCUUUAGUCCCUUCCCCCCCCCUCCUCAUGUUCUGUCGCCGUUCCUGAUUCUUUGACGUCCGUCGUCGUUGGUUACUCCGCACUGGUUAUCUCCCACGGUCCGACAGCCCGACAGCCCGCCAGAUCUGUAAACCAGGUGUGAGGGUAGCUCCCACACGUCUUCAUCAGCAUGCGGCUGCCGUCACCUCUCCACCUCUCCCUAGCUCUCAGUCUCUCCCUCUCGGCCUCCACCGUUGUAGCACGAAGCAACUACUCCGAAGCCGACCUCAUAUCUCCGCUCUUCUCCACACUCGAAGAUCGUCCAGACGGCUGUCCGCCAUGCUUCAACUGCCAACUGGACGCUUUCCAGUGUGCGCAAUUCGCAUCUUGUGACAAAUUUACGGGGAAAUGUGUCUGUCCGCCCGGUUUCGGUGGCGAUGAUUGCGCGCAACCUCUGUGUGGGUCGCUGGCCGACGGUCACCAGAGGUCGCCUCGCCAGGGCGAUCAGUGCGCCUGCAAAGAUGGCUGGGACGGCAUCAAUUGCAACGUCUGUCAAUCCGAUGAUGCUUGCAGCGCCAUGAUGCCGGAGGGCGAAGGAGGCGUUUGCUACAAACAGGGUGUCACCGUGAAGGAGAAUUUCCAGAUGUGCGAUGUCACCAACCGCAAGAUCCUCGAUCAGCUCAAGAACCGCAAGCCCCAGGUGACAUUCUCCUGUGAGGCCGAGGACCAGACUUGCAACUUCCAGUUCUGGGUGGGCCGCCAGGAGUCAUUCUACUGUGGGUUGGAUACGUGUCAAUGGGGCCUGGAGACUACCCACAAUCAAAACAGGACUCACUACACGUGCGAGAACAUCCACUGCGAAUGCAUCCCUGGGCGCAUGCUCUGUGGCGAAGAAGGAUCUAUUGACAUCGGUGACUUUCUCCGAGAGUCAAUCGCGGGCCCUGCUACGUUCUCGUCGUUGUCGACCGAUGGAGGCAGCCCAGAAGACGGUAGUACGUUUCAGGAGCCGGCGAUGGACGAGUUGAUCAAGGCUGUCUUUGGCGAUAAGAGUAUCACCCUGAACUGCGACGCCGGCGAGUGUCUGUACCGUACCGACGUCCCUGGAUAUACACGCCCGGUCAAGCAGAUCAAUACGCCUCUCAUUGCGGGCGUGAUUGCAGGAUGUGCCCUCUUCGUUGUUGCUGUAAUUCUGGGAGUCUGGUAUCUUUCACGCAGGUCGUAUGGCCGCAUCCAACUGCCGCUCUCGGAUGAUGAAGACGACGAAGGGGCCAAGCUUCUGGCGGACCACAAGCCUGCAGCUCUGUACUGGGAUAACGUCUCGUACUACCUGAACGGCAAGGAAAUUCUCAGUGGCAUCCAAGGUGCUUCCCAGCCCGGUCAAAUCACAGCCAUCAUGGGUGCCUCGGGUGCAGGAAAGACCACCUUCCUUGAUAUCCUCGCUCGCAAGAACAAGAGAGGUGCGGUCCGUGGUGAAUUUUACGUCAAUGGAGAAAAGAUCAGCGACAGCGACUUCAAAAGCAUGAUCGGCUUCGUUGACCAGGAGGACACCAUGCUCCCUACCCUGACUGUGCACGAGACCAUCUUAACCAGUGCCUUACUGCGACUGCCACGCGACAUGAGCCGGGCUUCCAAGGAGCAGCGGGUGUUUGAAGUGGAAAAACAGCUCGGAAUUUACCACAUCAAGGACCAGUUGAUUGGCUCCGAGGAAGGUAAGGGCCGGGGUAUCUCUGGUGGUGAGAAGCGCCGGGUUGGAAUAGCUUGCGAAUUGGUCACAAGCCCGAGCAUCCUCUUCUUGGACGAGCCUACCAGCGGAUUGGACGCAUACAAUGCAUUCAACGUGGUUGAAUGUCUAGUGACCUUAGCGAAAACUUACAACCGUACCGUUGUCUUUACCAUCCACCAGCCCCGCUCCAACAUCGUUGCUCUGUUCGAUCGACUCAUUCUUCUGGCUCAAGGAAGAACCGUCUAUUCGGGCCCAUUCUCGACAUGCCAGCAGUACUUCGACAACUCGGGUUACGCUUGCCCCCCGGGCUUCAAUAUCGCCGACUACCUUGUGGAUCUCACGAUGCAUGCCAGUGUUACUCGCACCCACGGCGACAUAGUUAACUCUCCCUUGUUAGAUGUGCGAGUGGAUCCUCCGAAGACCGCUUCGAGCAGUCUGCGGGCUGUCAAGUCGGUGGCGAGUGCAUCCAACGUGAGCGUCGAGGACAGCAGUAGUACUUUCGAAGCAAACCGGCGGCCGAAGAGCAAACGGCGAGUUUCCAUCAAACAAAAGCAGGACAGACAACUCUACUCCCGGAAGAAGGAUCCCGAUGUCCCAUCCACUCCCAAGACCGAUGAAGAAGAUGUGCAGUUGGAUGAUGUGGCCGACGACACACAGCAAUGGCUGCGCCUUUCUCGUCAGCCAGGCAGCGUUCCCCCUCAGAUUGUCGAUGAUCCCGACGAGCUGCCGCCGAUUGCCCCGGGCCAGACGGACCUUGAUAUUCUGGUUGCCAACUACUCAGUGUCUGAUAUCGCACGCUCCGUCCACGACGAGAUCGUCGCGGCCAUUCAAAAUUCACGCGCGGCCAAUGGAUUUGCCAACGGGGAGAUGCUGUCCGCUCCUAAUGGUGGAUCUGGCAAGGGCUAUGCCCGCGUCGGUCUUGUGCGGCAGUUUGUUAUCCUGUCUCAGCGAACCUGGCGUAAUCUGUAUCGGAACCCGAUGCUCAUGCUCACGCAUUAUGCGAUCUCCAUUCUCCUGGCUGUGCUGUGUGGCUACCUCUUCUACGGCCUGACCGAUGAUAUCAAGGGCUUCCAAAAUCGGCUGGGUCUCUUCUUUUUCAUUCUUGCCCUGUUCGGAUUCAGUACACUAACCAGCCUGACGGUAUUCUCCGGGGAGCGACUCCUGUUUGUCCGGGAGCGUGCCAACGGCUACUACCACCCGAUCACCUACUUCGCGGCCAAGGUUGCGUUUGACAUCGUGCCUCUCCGCCUCCUCCCACCGAUCAUCAUGGGUGUUAUCGUGUAUCCCAUGACCGGUCUUAUCCCAGCCUGGGGCGAGUUCUUCCGGUUCAUCCUAGUGCUGGUUCUCUUCAACCUGGCAGCAGCCAACAUUUGCCUGUUCAUCGGCAUUAUCUUCCGGGAUAGCGGCGUGGCCAACUUGAUUGGCAGUCUGGUGAUGCUGUUUAGUUUACUCUUCGCGGGUCUCCUGCUCAACCACGACGCCAUCCCUCCGUCUGCUCUGUGGUUGCAAACCCUUUCCAUCUUCCACUACGGCUUCGAGGCCCUGAUUGUCAACGAAGUGACAUAUCUGACCUUGAUCGAUCACAAAUACGGCCUGGACAUCGAGGUCCCCGGAGCGUCGAUUCUGAGUGCGUUCGGGUUCGACACGCUGGCCCUGUGGAAGGAUGUCAUUGGGCUGGCCGUCAUCUCGGGAGCCUUCAUCGUGAUUGCCUAUGGCGCAAUGCACAUCCUGCUGGUCGAGAAGCGAUGAUCGCUUGCUAUGCGUACGGGGAUCCAGCUCCGGUUGGAUCGCUUUCACUUUUGUUCCAUUAUACAUUGGUUAAUACCGCUGGGUAAUGUAAUGGGCUACGGACGUUUUGAAACGAUAACUUGGUGAUGAGCAUGCGCAUGAGACAUUUUCUGUUCUGCUUUGAUAUUUUUGUGCUUUCUUUUUUUCCCCUAUUCUUUCAUGGCCAUACUACUUAGCUACCUAGCCAACGACGGGCUACCUGUGUAAAUAGAGAUCAUGAUAGGUCUGAUGGCAUUAGCACUCCACCAGUCGGGGCUUACAGUAGCUGCGCCGAUCGUCGGCCGUCGACACUCCAGUAGAAGCCGCCAGAUGCGGAUGGAAGCACGUGUUUU